AUGCAGCAGGAGCUUUCAAACUACAUGGACAAGACAGGAACGGUUAUCAAGGACCUCGUUACCCGCAAGCAGAAUGAAAUUCUUCAAGGCCUUAGGGAGCGUGUAGCGAAGGCUGCAGAGACCUCACAGUUGGUUGAAGAUGUUAUCACCAAGAGUGGGUUGCCUGUAAGCAAUGAUGCUAAAGCUGCGAUCACGUCUGGGACAGAGGCGGCUAAAGAGAAUGCUAAGCGUAUCAUUGAGGAUCGACAUAGUGAGACUGCCUCGGCUAGCGAGUCGAAGGAUGCUAAUGACUUUUAA
Molecule: messenger RNA, 297 nt
Organism: Fusarium sp. VM40
Lineage: Eukaryota; Fungi; Ascomycota; Sordariomycetes; Hypocreales; Nectriaceae
Source: the annotation of a GenBank genome assembly